Messenger RNA from Melanotaenia boesemani (Boeseman's rainbowfish), 2881 nucleotides. It is a transcript of the gene p2ry13, whose product is annotated as purinergic receptor P2Y13. NCBI's taxonomy places the organism in Eukaryota, Metazoa, Chordata, Actinopteri, Atheriniformes, Melanotaeniidae. Gene Ontology annotation, biological process: G protein-coupled receptor signaling pathway. Bases 209 to 1270 code for a protein of 353 amino acids. The record is from RefSeq and is a predicted model, not a curated record. Gene Ontology annotation, cellular component: membrane. Gene Ontology annotation, molecular function: G protein-coupled purinergic nucleotide receptor activity. The transcript is spliced from 4 exons.
UGUCAACAGCCACUGAGACUGACGUAAGCUAGCGGAGGCAGAGGGACUGGCACGGAGCAGAGCAAGCCUCUCAGCAGACAAUUGGAACAGGAAGCAAGGAAGGAAAGGGUCUUUCACCGGGAGGAAGACUGGCAAACUCACUGGGAUUGUGACAAGACAGCCACACAGUAGCUCCAGAGACCACCCAUUGUCAGCUGAAGACCAGAAGAUGAACAGCACCUUGUCUGACACUUCCAUCGAUUGUGUUAUGGAUACCAGAGUAGCAUCACUGGUUUUUCCCUGUCUAUACAGUAUCCUUUUUAUAGUUGCUCUGAUACUAAACUCCCUGGCUGCAUGGAUCUUCUUCACCAUCCCCAGCACCUCAACAUUUGUUGUAUUUCUAAAAAAUGUGGUGGUGGCUGACUUGCUGAUGACCCUGACCAUCCCUGUGAAAGUCUUAAGUGAUGCAGGUGUGGGUUCCUGGCAUCUGCGCGCCUUUCAUUGUCAAUACUCUGCUGUUCUCUUCUACAUCACUAUGUACAUCAGCAUCCUGUUACUGGGCCUCAUCAGCUUGGACCGCUACCUGAAGAUCGUCAGACCCUUUGGGAAGUGUGCCCUACAGCGGGUUCAAGUUGGCCAGGUGAUGAGUGCAGCUGUUUGGGUGGUAAUGUUAUCCUUGGCAUUACCCAAUGUCAUUCUCAGCAAUAAGCCACCACAAAUCACUGGAGACAAAGUCAAGUGCUCCUCCAUGAAGGGCAACGCUGGUCUGCUGUGGCACGAGGGAUUCAACUACUUCUGUCAGGUUGUUUUUUGGGGCACAUUUGCCUUGAUGGUGAUUUGCUACACAUUCAUCAGCAAGAAAGUCUAUGAGUCAUACAAAGCCUCAAAGAGCCGAUCCCAGGCUGCCAGUCGCAAAACCAAAGCAAAGGUCUUUGUGGUGGUGGGAGUAUUUUUUAUCUGUUUUGCCCCCUUUCACUUUGCUCGUGUUCCUUACACGCUGACCCAAACACGCAGCAUGCAAAGUCAUUGCCAGGCAAAGAACGCACUCUACAUCGCCAAGGAAACCACACUGUGGCUUUCAGCAACUAAUAUAUGUCUGGACCCGCUUAUCUAUGUCUUCCUGUGCAAGGUGUUCAGGAGAAGACUUACAGCCGCAUUCUGCAAAGCUACCAUUGAAUCUCCCACAGCAACGUCAACACAACUGGAAAUGACACAAAUAGAUCACAGUGUCAAGCCCUCCUAUAACGGCACGCUACAAACCAGACAAAGCACAAUCAGAAACAGUAAGUAACUGCCGAAUUCAAGGCAGCGAAUUUAAUGUACCUGUAAAUAUUAAUUUGUCAAAAUGGCAGUGGUUGUAAAGAAUCUUCAAAAAGGAACCAUAAGUUUAUUCAAAUUAAAGAACAAUGCUGUAUAAAUGCUGAGAAGUUUGACUUGUUUUGCAGUUGUCAUUAAGUUUCAUGCACACCACAAAUUCUAUUUUCUGUAACAAACUACUUCUGCCCAGUAUUUGCUAACUCAUUCAUCACAUUUCCCUAAUUGUGCUUACUGUCAUUUCUUACAUCCUGCUCUCUAAUCUCUUUCAAACUGCACUUUCCCUUUACAAAGCAUAUAAAAAACCAUCUUGACAGCACACUUUCCCAAACUUUACUCUGAACAGGAACUAAAUGACAUGUGCUGGGAAUAAGCGUGGGCAUUCAACAUGAGCAUUGAAUGAUAACGAGCUAGUACUGGAAGCAAAGACAGUAACAAAAGUAAUCAGUUUACAUCAGUCUGAAGCAUUUCAGUACAUGAAUUGAGGUGAUUUGUUUUUUGUUUUUUUUUAAUGUAGGCUAUUUAAUUUUGGUUUUCUCAAAGAAAUCUCUGACGUAGAUGAUUAUGCAUAUAUGUAUCACUGUAAUAACAAUUCUCAUCAUCAGCAGCAGCAGCAUUAUAAUGAUAAAUAUAUAAGGACAUGAUCAGUGUGUCUACUUUGUUGAUGUCACUUUUGAUUGUCAGGUUUUGGAUGUGUGAAACACACAUUCAGAGGAGGAGAGAGUAUUCACAGCCAUCUAGUGGACUAUAAAACCUUAUAAAUAUUGUUUUCUUAAUAUUUAAAUAAAGCCCUGCAUCAAAAUAAUGCAAAAGUAGAAUAAUGUAUUACCACAAAAAUGUGCAUAAAUUAAUACAUAAAAGCAUAAAAAUGUCUCGUGUGACUUUACUUUGUCCUAUUCUUCUGUUCAAUGAGCUUAUUUUGACAUGUUUUGUAUAAACCACAAUAUGUUUCAUUUUCAAAUUGACAUAAAGUUUCUUAUUUUGGGGUGUGUCUGUACAAAAUUUGAUUAGUAAAGAAAUUAAUUUAGUUACUGACAAAUGUAAUUAAGUCAAAUGUGCAAUAGUUUCCUGUAGCAGAAAGAGCACUUUAGGACAUGCAGAUUGAAGUGAUGCUCGUAUAAGGCAAACAUUAUAACACGUUUUUUCCAUUUUAAACUAAUAAAUAUGAGGUUUAAUUUGAAUGAUGGCCGAACAGAUGCAACAAUAUCUGCCCAUAUCAAUAAAAAAGCAUACAAACAACUUGUUAGGUAUAUUUUUGUUUUGUUUGUUUAUUUUACCAUUAACUUUUUAUUACCUUACAUUUAACUUUUUAAUUCAUCAUCAUAAAUUCUUAUACCCUGUGUAUAAAUCCCUUCUGAACAAAGAAAAAGGAAUAAAAAUGCUUGGAUUCAUGUUUGUCUUGUAAACUAAACUCUAGACAAACAGACAAACAGUCUGUGACAAAGACUUGAUUAUUGAACACAUCAUCUCUUAAUUUCUUCAUGCGUUUUAUUACUCUGAACUGUUACUUAUUCAUUUUAUCAGUGUUGAAAUUUUAUGUAAAGCUUGUGUAAAUUCAUGAUUAUGCUUAUUAAACUGCUGUUUAACA